Messenger RNA from Fusarium oxysporum Fo47, 1563 nucleotides. RefSeq names its product general substrate transporter. Gene Ontology annotation, biological process: transmembrane transport; carbohydrate transport. Bases 1 to 1494 code for a protein of 497 amino acids. NCBI's taxonomy places the organism in Eukaryota, Fungi, Ascomycota, Sordariomycetes, Hypocreales, Nectriaceae. Gene Ontology annotation, cellular component: membrane. The transcript is spliced from 5 exons. Gene Ontology annotation, molecular function: carbohydrate:proton symporter activity. The record is from RefSeq and is a predicted model, not a curated record.
AUGAAGAGUGACGCUUGGCUUAGCAAGCCCUUCUUGACUUCUAUAUUCCUUGGAAUAGGAGGCUUUCUCUAUGGAUUUGACUCCGGCAUCAUCACGCCAAGCUUGGCGCUGGGCUCAUUCCUCACCUACUUCGGCAAACCAGAUCCUCCCCUUCGAGGCGCCAUUGUGUCUAUGUACCAAGCAGGAGCUUGGUUGGGCAGUGCGUCAGUCGGUAUCACCAGUGACAAACUCGGUCGUCGCAAAGCCAUUGCUUUCGGUUGCAUUUGGGGUGUCAUUGGCGGUGCGAUCAUGGCUGGCGCCGCUCAUGUUGCCAUGCUCAUCAUCGGUCGACUCCUCGUUGGUUUUGCCGUUGGUACCAUCACGGGAGUAUCUCCCGUGUUUGGAGCAGAAAUUGCAAAGACCCAUGAACGUGCGAAAGUCACGGCUGUGAAUCAGAUGAUGACAGCAUGGGGUUUCUUCGUUGCGUUGUGGAUUGGUGUUGCAGAGGGCAAAUGGCAUAAUGCGAAUCAAUGGCGCCUUGGGUUUGCGAUCCAGAGUAUUCCUGCUCUGAUCCUUGGCGUUGGGGUCUUGUUUCUCAGUGAAUCACCCCGUUGGCUUUGUCUCAAGGGCCGCCAUGAUGAAGCGGAGAAGGCUUUUAGAGCUUAUCACUACGAUGGAACCAAUGAUGAUUGGUGCCGAACUGAGUUCACCGUCAUUCAAGUCAACAUCUCUGAGGAGCUGCAAGCUCAAGGGCGCCUUUCUUGGGCAGAUCUAGUCAAGACUCCAGCGUUCAGAAAGCGCCUCUUUGUUGGUUCGUUCGUCUGGGCUGCUGCUAUGUUAUCUGGUAUUUCUUUCGUGCAGUACUACCAGACUGCUAUCUAUGCCACGCUUCAAUUCAGCGAGGAUCGUCAACUUCUCGUCAGUGGCCUCUAUGGCUCUGUCGCCCCAGUCGCUUGUCUCAUCUCUUUGUUCUUUGUCGAUAAGAUUGGAAGAAAGAAGAUUCUUGUUAUCAGCUCGUCGCUGUUGUCGCUGUGCUAUUUGAUCAUCACCAUUCUGGCAGCCCGUUUCCCUGCUGUUCCUGGCAUGCCGACCAAUGCUGCGGCACAGAGAGGUUUGAUUGCGUGCAUUUUUGCUGUGUCGGCGAAUUACUCUGCUCUUCUUGGACCAAUGACCUGGAUUAUUCCUCCCGAGGUUUUCACCACUGAGCUACGAGCAAAGGCAAAUGCCAUCGUGCAGGUUGUCCACUACUCUAUCAGUCUGAUCAUCACGCAAUGCUCGCCCAUCGCUUUGGCUGCCGUGGGCUGGAAGUACUAUAUCCUCUUCGUUCUCACCAACGCAAUGUGCGCUCUUAUCUUCUUCUUUGUAUAUCCUGAGACGCGCGGCAAAUCACUGGAAGAGAUCGAUGAGAUCUUUGGUGAUGUCAAGAUUGUCCAUGAAGAGGAUGUCCGGUUCUCAGAGAAGACUGGCGUCGAAGCAAUUGAGACACGGGAUCAGCGCAUUAUGCAGGGAUCUUAGAGGGGGUCCCGAAGGGAGCGAAAAAGCUUCUGAUAUCUAAUAAUGGUGCCAAAAAUACCUGGUCUAAAG